AUGGCAAGACUCAAAGCGAAGGCCAAUGCAGAGUGCAACACGACCACCAUCUCCUCAUUGCAAGCGUUGUCAGCCUUGCUCUGGAGGGCCACGACACAGGCGCGAGAGUUAAAUGUCAGCCAGACAACGAGUUGCACGUUGGUCAUCAACAACAGCCCAAGAUUGAAUCCCCCAUUGUCUUCAAACUACUUUGGAACCGCAAUUCAGACAGUGAGCGGGACGACAACAGUGGGAGAACUACUAAGCCAUGGCCUUGGGUGGGCAGCACUGAUGUUGCAUCAAGCUGUGGCCGGCCACGCAGACAGUGUGGUGCGCAAGUAUAUGGAAGCAAAGAUGAUGGCCCCCUCCGUUUACCAACUAAGGGAGUUCUUCGAUCCAUGUGGUGUGAUGAUUGCGAGCUCGCCAAGAUUCGACGUGUCUGGGAAUGAUUUUGGGUGGGGACAACCAUUAGCUGUUCGUAAAGGCUCUGGUAACAAAUUUGGUGGGGUGGUUUAUGCAUACCCUGGAAAAGAAGGCGGUGGGAGCGUGGAUUUGGAGGUAUGCCUUCCGCCUGAGGAAAUGGAUGCCCUUGAGUCAAUUGAAGAGUUUAUGGAGGCAGUCUACUCCACCGUUCCAUUACCAUAA
Nelumbo nucifera (sacred lotus) is the source of this 624-nucleotide messenger RNA. Its product is annotated as putative acetyltransferase At3g50280. Lineage: Eukaryota; Viridiplantae; Streptophyta; Magnoliopsida; Proteales; Nelumbonaceae. The record is from RefSeq and is a predicted model, not a curated record.